Molecule: messenger RNA, 1029 nt
Organism: Penicillium coprophilum
Lineage: Eukaryota; Fungi; Ascomycota; Eurotiomycetes; Eurotiales; Aspergillaceae
Product: SGNH/GDSL hydrolase family protein
Exons: 4
Coding region: 1-1029 (342 amino acids)
Molecular function (GO): hydrolase activity, acting on ester bonds
Source: RefSeq, a predicted model, not a curated record
AUGUUUCUGCUAGCAACAUUGAUCCUAGCCAUCGUGUCUGGCACUCCCUUCGUCAAAGCAAACCCUCUAUCAAGACCACCCAAAUUCGAGUGGUCAUCAACCAAGGCCCUAAUUGCCUUCGGUGACUCCUACACUUAUGUCCAGGGAACCCACGGGCACCAAAAUUUUAGUUUCAUUGGAGACCGAUUCAACCUUGCCUAUGAUGCCGAAACUCUGCUUUCCAACAAGAUAGUACAGAACCAAACCGCAACCGCAGAAGGUGGCCCUAACUGGGUCCAAUAUCUCACACACUGUGGCAUUCACAAAGGCCUCACCUCACCACAGCGCUGCAAAAAACAACUCUGGGAUUUUGCAUUCGCAGGUGCCGACAUAUCAACCGAAUACACACCCCUUCAUCACAACUUCACAGUCUCCCUAGUAGACCAAAUAAACCAAUUCAAACAAUACGGCCACCCAGCCCUCCAACGCGACCUGCCAGCAUUCAAGCAAGACCAAACCCUGAUCGCCCUCUGGAUCGGCAUCAACGACAUCAACGACAGUGCCAAAUACGGCGUCGAUUUUCCAACUUUCUAUCAAAACCUCACAGACAUACUCUUCGAAUCUGUAGAGACCCUCUACAGCCUGGGCUAUAGAAGCUAUCUCUUCAUGAACCUCCCUCCUCUAGACCGCACGCCAGGGAACCAAGCAAAGAACAACCCAAGUCCGAACGCCACACAGGUUGGGUGGUAUAAUGCCGCACUGGCGGAUCAUGCGGCUGCAUUUGCGGAAGAGCAUAAGGAAGCGCAGGUUAUGCUUUUUGACGCCCAUGCGAGGCUAACGGCUAUGCUUGAUGAGCCCUAUAAGUAUGGCAUCGUGAAUACGACGAACUUCUGUGCUGGGUAUGAUCAGCCGGAUAUUUCGGUUGAGUAUGAGAAGUACGGAUGCCCGACGCCGCUGAAGCGGUAUUUCUGGUUCAAUGCAGGUCAUAUGACUAGCCAUGUACAUGAAGUUUUGGCAGCCGAGGUGGAAAGGUUGUUGUUACAGGCAUAG